CUCAUGUGGCUGGGCCUCACCCCUUCGCCCAGUUCCACCCAGCCAUGGACCGCAGCGUAGCGGCACCCCCUCGGCCAGAAAUCAUCUAUGCUGAGCGUUUGACAGCUGAACGGCUCCAUGCCGAAAGGAUGGCCUCUGUUGCUGCUGGUGACCCUGUUGCACGGCUACAGAUGCUCAAUGUUACACCACACCACCACCAGCACUCACAUAUACACUCCCAUCUUCAUCUGCACCAACAGGACCCUCUCAACCAAGGCCAAGGGCCUCAUCCUCUGGUGGACCCAUUGGCUGCUGGCCCCCCUCUGGCACGAUUCCCCUACCCACCUGGUGCCAUCUCCAACCCCCUACUCAGUGAGUUACCCCAUGAGCAUGAAAUGCUCCGCCACCCUCUGUUUGGUGAGUCACCAAAUAGACUCCCUGUUUCACUUUUAGGAUAAAAGAAAGUUCAGAGUUAAGCCCCGUUCACACCAAGA
Molecule: messenger RNA, 473 nt
Organism: Sinocyclocheilus rhinocerous
Lineage: Eukaryota; Metazoa; Chordata; Actinopteri; Cypriniformes; Cyprinidae
Product: arginine-glutamic acid dipeptide repeats protein-like
Exons: 2
Coding region: 45-437 (130 amino acids)
Cellular component (GO): nucleus
Molecular function (GO): transcription corepressor activity
Source: RefSeq, a predicted model, not a curated record